Myxocyprinus asiaticus (Chinese sucker) is the source of this 9662-nucleotide messenger RNA. Its product is annotated as mucin-2-like. The transcript has 43 exons. Bases 1 to 9450 code for a protein of 3149 amino acids. NCBI's taxonomy places the organism in Eukaryota, Metazoa, Chordata, Actinopteri, Cypriniformes, Catostomidae. Gene Ontology annotation, cellular component: extracellular matrix. The record is from RefSeq and is a predicted model, not a curated record. Gene Ontology annotation, molecular function: protein binding.
AUGGAGUGGAGUACAUCUGCAGUUUGCGUACUACUACUGGCUCUUAUCUGUGACAUCCAGGUUAAUGCAAAGAGGGCCCGUGCGCUUAACCAUGUAAACAACAUCUGUAGUUUGUGGGGCAACUUUCACUUCAAGACGUUUGAUGGCGACUCUUACCAGUUUCAAGGCAUGUGCGAUUAUAACCUGGUGUCUGACUGCCAAAGCCUCGUUCGCCAGUUCUCGGUUCACGUGAAGAGAACAGAACACACCACUGACCCAAAGAUCAGCAGAGUAGCGGUUACCAUCAAUGACAUUUCUGUCGAAAUGACUCCAAACCAGGUCAUGGUCAACGAACAUAUUGUAACACUACCCAUCCAUGUUGCUGGGAUUCUUGUGGAAGAGAAUACAAUUUACACCAAACUCUAUUCAAAGCUGGGCAUCAGCGUCAUGUGGAACAGAGAGGAUGCAGUCAUGGUGGAGCUGGAUGGCAAAUAUUCAAAUCGUACUUGUGGACUGUGUGGUGAUUUCAAUGGUAUUCCAGUUUAUAAUGAGUUUAUUCAAUCAGGACGAAAGGUUGGCCAUGUUGAGUUUGGGAAUAUGCACAGAGUUCCAAAUCCAAUGCAUGUUUGUGAAGACCCUUUUGAAAACGAUGAUGAGCAAAAUGUGCUGGACCAAUGCGAAAAAUAUCGGGAAGCUUGUGCAGACAUUUUGGAGGAUGAAGACUGGUCUUCCUGUACCAAGGUUUUGAGUCCUGAGCCGUAUGUAAAGGCCUGUGUGAAUGAUAUGUGUUUGGGUCAAAUUGGAGACGUUUCAUCACUCUGUGCGACUUUAUCUGAAUACUCACGCCAGUGCUCUCAUGCUGGAGGGACUCCGCCCACUUGGAGAACAGAGCAAUUCUGUGCUGUGAAAUGCCCCUUCAAUAUGGUGCAUUCUGAAAGUGACUCCCCCUGUAUGGACACAUGCUCACACAAAGACACAAACACACUGUGCGAGGAACACAACAUCGACGGCUGCUUCUGCCCACGAGGAACUGUGUUUGAUGACAUCUCAAACAUGGGCUGCAUCCCAGUGGAACAGUGUCAUUGCAAACACGACCGAAACUACAAACCAGGAGAAGUCCUCCUUAAGGAUGACGAGGAAUGCAUAUGUCAGGAGGGGAACUGGAUUUGUAUGAGUCUGCCUAGUCCUGGCUUGUGUGCCCUAGAGGAAGGAUCUCAUUUCACCACCUAUGACGGGAAAGAAUUCACUUUCCAUGGAGACUGCAACUAUGUUCUCUCCAAAGACUGCAUAGACUCAAAGUUCAUCAUAUUGGGUCAGAUUGUUCCUUGUUUAACUCAUGAAACCGACACCUGCUUGAAAUCGAUAGUGGUGCUGCUUGACAACGACAAGAAAAAUCCUCUGCUCAUUAAACCUGACGGCACGGUACAACACAAUGCUGAAGUCCCACUUCCUUACAACACUGCUGACUUCACGGUGUUUAGGCCGUCAUCAUUUUACAUCAUGCUCCAGACCUCCUUCGGGCUGCAGGUGCAGGUACAGCUGGUGCCCAUUAUGCAAGUGUACAUCACUGUGGAUCAAAGCUUCCAGGGCAAGACUUGUGGUCUUUGUGGAAAUUUUAACAAAGUGCUGUCUGAUGACCUGAAGACCCCUCAGGGUCUGGUGGAGGGUACAGCGGGUUCCUUCGCAAAUGCCUGGAAGGCCCAAUCUAACUGCCCUGACCGUACUGAGAGAAUGGAUGAUCCCUGUUCCUACAGCACUGACAGCGAGCACUUUGCUGAGCAUUGGUGUUCCAAGAUGAAGGACAAGGAGAGCCCCUUUGCCAAAUGUCACUCUACUGUCAACCCAGAAAGCUACUACAAAAGAUGCAAAUACUCCAGCUGUACCUGUGAAAAGAGUGAAGACUGUAUGUGUGCGGUAUUCUCCUCAUACACCCGGGCCUGUGCAGCUAAAGGAAUAUUUCUCCAAGGCUGGCGGCAAGCAGUGUGCGAGAAGUACACAGAGAACUGCCCGGCAUCACAGAACUACUCCUAUCAGCUGCAGAGCUGCCAGCAUACCUGUCUUUCUCUCAGCUCUGAGCGCCAAGGCUGCAACGUUGACUUUGUACCUGUGGACGGAUGUGCAUGUCCAGAUGGGCUCUACCAGGAUGAGAGUGGACUGUGUGUACCUAUGGAAAAAUGUCCUUGUUACCACAAUGGGCAGAAAAUCCGUCCCGGCAGGUCUGUUAUCCUUAAAGAUGAACACUGUUCUCACUGGACUGUGAAUCUGGGUGCCAGUGUCCUACAGGUCUACUGGACGAUGGCAAAGGACACUGUGUUAAAUCGCAUGAAUGCCCAUGUCCACACAAUGGACAGUUUUAUGCACACUUGCCAACGGGGAACAUGGUCAUGUACAGACAAUAAGUGUCCAGGCAUCUGCACUAUAUAUGGUAGUGGACAUUAUCAAACUUUUGAUCAGCAAAGAUUCGGCUUCAGGGGAGACUGCAGUUAUAUAGCCACUCAGGACAAGUGUGGAAAUAAAACGGGUAAUUUUCACGUAAUCACUGAGAAUAUGCCUUGUGGAACAACAGGAACCACAUGUUCAAAGGCUGUUGGGAUCCUUUUGGGGAGAACUAAACUGGAACUUUCUGAAGGCACUGUAAGAGCAUCUGAUACUGGAAGUGGUCCACAGAUCAAGUACAAGCAAAGAAACAUUGGUAUGUACCUUGUCAUUGAUGCUGUCAUCGGACUGACAGUUUUGUGGGACCGUAAAACCACUGUCCGCAUCAUUCUGCAACCUCAGCACAUGGGAGAAGUUUGUGGCCUUUGUGGAAAUUUCAAUGGAAAUGGAAAAGAUGAUUUUACUACUCAAGGCAAGUUGCAAACCUCAAAUAUAAUGGAGUUCGUGGACAGCUGGAAAGUGUUAAGCACAUGCCCUGAUGCAGAACCAGACUCUAAUCCCUGCUAUGAGACACCCAAUCGACACACAUGGGCGAAAAUACAAUGUAGCAUCAUAAAGGCAGAAACUUUCAAAGACUGCCACAGCAUGGUGGAUCCAGACCCUUUCUAUGAUAACUGUGUGAAAGACUCCUGUGCGUGUGACUCAGGUGGAGAUUGUGAGUGCUUCUGCACAGCUGUGGCAGCUUAUGCUCAAGCAUGCAAUGAUGAAGGGGUCUGUGUGGUCUGGAGAACACCUGACAUCUGCCCUGUGUACUGUGACUACUACAAUGGUCCAGGUGAAUGCACAUGGCAUUACAGUCCUUGUCAUACACCUUGCUACAAAACCUGUCUCAACCCUGAGGGUAUCUGCAAUAACACUUUACCAAACCUGGAGGGAUGUUAUCCACAAUGUCCAGAGGACAAGCCUAUAUUUGAUGAAAAAAAUCAGAUCUGUGUAGAGGCAUGUAAUCAUACCUGCAAUGUUGAUGGGGUCGAGUACGAACCUGGAGAGGAGAUCCCAACUGACAAGCCCUGUAAUAUGUGUACAACAACGCAUUUUGAGGUAACUGAAUCAACAACAGCAGUAGAAUCAACCACAUCAGCAGAAGCACCCAAACCACCCACUGGUUCCUCACCUUCACCUACACCAACUAAAAUUACUGCAACAACAGAAAAACCUAUUUCAUCUACACCAACAGGAAGUACUCCAACAACUAAAUUUACUGAAUCAACAACAGAGGUAGAAUCUACAACAUCAGCACAAACACCCGAACCACCCACCUUUUCCACACCUUCAACAACACCAACAGUAAUUACUACAACAACAGAAAAACCUAUUUCAUCUACACCAACAGGAAGUACUCCAACAACUACAUUUACUGAAUCAACAACAGCAGUAGAAUCUACCACAUCAGCACAAACACCCAAACUACCCACCUUUUCCACACCUUUGACAACACCAACAGUAAUUACUACAACAACAGAAAAACCUAUUUCAUCAACACCAACAGGAAGUACUCCAACAACUACAUUUAUUGAAUCAACAACAGCUCUAGAAUCUACCACAUUAGCACAAACACCCAAACCACCCACUGGUUCCUCACCUUCACCUACACCAACUAAAAUUACUGCAACAACAGAAAAACCUAUUUCAUCUACACCAACAGGAAGUACUCCAACAACUACAUUUACUGAAUCAACAACAGAGAUAGAAUCUACAACAUCAGCACAAACACCCGAACCACCCACCUUUUCCACACCUUCAACAACACCAACAGUAAUUACUACAACAACAGAAAAACCUAUUUCAUCUACACCAACAGGAAGUACUCCAACAACUACAUUUACUGAAUCAACAACAGCAGUAGAAUCUACCACAUCAGCACAAACACCCAAACCACCCACCUUUUCCACACCUUUGACAACACCAACAGUAAUUACUACAACAACAGAAAAACCUAUUUCAUCUACAACAACAGGAAGUACUCCAACAACUAAAUUUAUUGAAUCAACAACAGCACUAGAAUCUACCACAUCAGCACAAACACCCAAACCUCCCACCUUUUCCACUUCUUUAACAACACCAACAGUAAUUACUACAACAACAGAAAAACCUAUUUCAUCUACACCAACAGGAAGUACUCCAACAACUAAAUUUACUGAAUCAACAACAGUGCUAGAAUCUACCACAUCAGCACAAACACCCGAACCACCCACCUUUUCCACACCUUUGACAACACCAACUGUAAUUACUACAACAACAGAAAAACCUAUUUCAUCUACACCAACAGGAAGUACUCCAACAAAUAAAUUUACUGAAUCAACAACAGUGCUAGAAUCUUCCACAUCAGCACAAACACCCAAACCUCCCACCUUUUCCACACCUUUAACAACACCAACAGUAAUUACUACAACAACAGAAAAAUCUAUUUCAUCUACACCAACAGGAAGUACUCCAACAACUACAUUUACUGAAUCAACAACAGCAGUAGAAUCUACCACAUCAGCACAAACACCCAAACCACCCACUGGUUCCUCACCUUCACCUACACCAACUAAAAUUACUGCAACAACAGAAAAACCUAUUUCAUCUACACCAACAGGAAGUACUCCAACAACUACAUUUAUUGAAUCAACAACAGCUCUAGAAUCUACCACAUCAGCACAAACACCCAAACCUCCCACCUUUUCCACACCUUUGACAACACCAACAGUAAUUACUACAACAACAGAAAAACCUAUUUCAUCUACACCAACAGGAAGUACUCCAACAACUACAUUUACUGAAUCAACAACAGCGCUAGAAUCUACCACAUCAGCACAAACACCCAAACCACCCACCUUUUCUACACCUUUGACAACACCAACUGUAAUUACUACAACAACAGAAAAACCUAUUUCAUCUACACCAACAGGAAGUACUCCAACAACUAAAUUUACUGAAUCAACAACAGCGCUAGAAUCUACAACAUCAGCACAAACAUCUGAACCUCCCACCUUUUCCACACCUUCGACAACACCAACAGUAAUUACUACAACAACAGAAAAACCUAUUUCAUCUACAACAACAGGAAGUACUCCAACAACUACAUUUACUGAAUCAACAACAGCAGUAGAAUCUACCACAUCAGCACAAACACCCAAACCACCCACCUUUUCCACACCUUUGACAACACCAACAGUAAUUACUACAACAGAAAAACCUAUUUCAUCUACAACAACAGGAAGUACUCCAACAACUACAUUUACUGAAUCAACAACAGCGCUAGAAUCUACCACAUCAGCACAAACACCCAAACCUCCCACCUUUUCCACACCUUUGACAACACCAACAGUAAUUACUACAACAACAGAAAAACCUAUUUCAUCUACACCAACAGGAAGUACUCCAACAAUUACAUUUACUGAAUCAACAACAGCGCUAGAAUCUACCACAUCAGCACAAACACCCAAACCUCCCACCUUUUCCACACCUUUGACAACACCAACAGUAAUUACUACAACAACAGAAAAACCUAUUUCAUCUACACCAACAGGAAGUACUCCAACAACUAAAUUUACUGAAUCAACAACAGCACUAGAAUCUACCACAUCAGCACAAACACCCAAACCUCCCACCUUUUCCACACCUUUAACAACACCAACAGUAAUUACUACAACAACAGAAAAACCUAUUUCAUCUACACCAACAGGAAGUACUCCAACAACUAAAUUUACUGAAUCAACAGCAGCACUAGAAUCUACCACAUCAGCACAAACACCCAAACCUCCCACCUUUUCCACACCUUUAACAACACCAACAGUAAUUACUACAACAACAGAAAAACCUAUUUCAUCUACACCAACAGGAAGUACUCCAACAACUAAAUUUACUGAACCAACAACUGUAGAAGAAUCUACCACAUCAGCACAAACACCCAAACCUCCCACCUUUUCCACACCUUUAACAACACCAACAGUAAUUACUACAACAACAGAAAAACCUAUUUCAUCUACACCAACAGGAAGUACUCCAACAACUAAAUUUACUGAACCAACAACUGUAGAAGAAUCUACCACAUCAGCACAAACACCCAAACCACCCACCUUUUCCACACCUUUAACAACACCAACAGUAAUUACUACAACAACAGAAAAACCUAUUUCAUCUACACCAACAGGAAGUACUCCAACAACUAAAUUUACUGAACCAACAACUGUAGAAGAAUCUACCACAUCAGCACAAACACCCAAACCACCCACCUUUUCCACACCUUUAACAACACCAACAGUAAUUACUACAACAACAGAAAAACCUAUUUCAUCUACACCAACAGGAAGUACUCCAACAACUAAAUUUACUGAACCAACAACUGUAGAAGAAUCUACCACAUCAGCACAAACACCUGAACCACCCACCAGUUCCACAUCCUUACCAACACCAACAGUAAUUACUACAACAACAGCAAAAACUCCUAUUUCAUCUACACCAACUGUUAGUAGUCCAACAACCUUAGCUAUGGAGUACUCAACAACAACUGGCAAGACAUCUCCAUCAACUACUCCCACCACUACACCUUGUUUUUGUGUUAUUAAUGGAAUGCAGUAUAAUCCUGGUGAGACAAUAUUUGAUAUGAUUCACAUUGGCUCUGGGAUCUGUCUGACCAUGAUCUGCUCAGAAACCUGUGCAUUUCAGAACAGCACAGAGCCAUGUCCAACACCAACAACUCCUACACCUACUCCAUCAACAACUCUUACACCUACUCCAUCAACAUCUCCUACACCUACUCCAUACUACGACUGCCCAGAAUGGGAGAAAAAUACAAACGAGACAUUCAUCUUGUGUAACUGCACCAUGGCGAGGUGCAUAGAGGACAACAUUAUUGAGAUUAUCCCAUAUGAAUGUCCUCCACUGCAGAACAUCACCUGUGCUAAUGGAAAGAAUCCAGUGCUUGUUUAUGAUGAGUAUUAUUGUUGCCAGUAUUACGCUUGUGACUGUUUUUGUGAAGGCUGGGGUGACCCUCACUACAUUACAUUUGAUGGACUCUUCUACAGUUACCAAGGAAACUGCACUUACGUAUUAAUGGAGGAAAUCAGGCCUCAACACCACUUGAAGAUCUACAUCGAUAAUGUCUACUGUGACCCUAUUGAGCUUGUAUCCUGUCCCAGAUCCAUUAUUGUGUCUUAUAACAAUCAAGUCAUAACACUUAAAAAUCACAAUUUCAUAGGAGGUGCAGACCUAGAGGCUGUGAAAGACAAUGUUAAGUUAAGGCUGCCUUUUGCCAGUAAUGGUGUGAGGGUUAUAAGCUCAGGACUAGACUUGUUCCUGGAGAUUCCACUGCUGAACAUUGUUGUAACGUUUGGAGCCACUGGAUUCAGCAUCAAUCUGCCAUUCCAGCAUUUUGGAAACAACACACAAGGGCACUGUGGAACAUGCAACAACAACAUGGCCGAUGACUGUAUGCUCCCUGGAGGGAUCUUGGUGGACGACUGUGCGGCAAUGGCUGAUUACUGGCCAGCCAAUGGUGUGAACGGUGAAAUUUGCUCUAAACCAACAGCAUUACCUACAGUUGGGUCUGGCCCCAAACCCACUAUUAAGCCAUGUCAAGCCCACCCUGACUGCGACCUCUUCAGGAGCGAGUUGUUCCAAGAGUGUCUUCCCUAUGUGUCCCCAGUAAACUUCUUUUUAGGCUGUCAAUAUGAUAGUUGUCAUAUGAGCAACCCCAGUGUGGUGUGUACCAGUCUGCAGAGCUACGCAAGGGCUUGCUCUCAGUUUGGCAUCUGCAUACACUGGAGAAACAGCACUAAGCUCUGCAAUAUUGAAUGUUCAGAAGAUAAAGUCUUUAAGCCUUGUGGUCCAGCUGAACCACCAACCUGUGACGAUGAACCUGAAGAAAUUAUGAUUACAGUGCCCACUGAGGGCUGCUUUUGCCCGGAGGGCACAAUGCUCUUCAACAAGCAGUCUGGAGUGUGUGUGGACAAAUGCGGAUGCCUGGACUCCUCCGGGACACCACGUGAGUUCGAUGAGGUUUUCCAGUACAACUGCGAGGAGUGUGUCUGUGAAAGGGCCAGCAAAUCGGUGAACUGUAGGCAAAAGCAGUGCCCUGAUCCUAACCCUCAGAGCUGUACUGAGCCCGGAUUUGUGUUGGUCAAUACCACCGAUCCCUCAGACCCAUGCUGCAACAAGCAAGUUUGCAAAUGUGAUAUCACUAUGUGCUCACCUUUGGAUAAAAAGUGUGGCAUUGGAUAUUCUCCACAAAUGGAGGUGCCGGAGGGAAAAUGCUGUCCAGAAAUCAAAUGCGUGCCAAAGAGAGUAUGUGUCCACAAAAAACAAGAAUACGAGCCUGGUACCAUCAUCCCUGUCGUUGACUGUCAAGAAUGUACCUGUACAUGGGACGUGGAUCCUAAAUCACAGUUGUUCAAGAUCCGCUGUGGAUUUGUGCAGUGCAACGAGAACUGUGAUCCUGGUUAUGAAUAUAUUGAAUCAAACAAUGACGAUUGCUGUGGGAAGUGUGUGCAAACUCACUGCAUCAUCAGUGUCAACGGCACCACUCAUAUACUGCAGGAAGGAGCUGUUUUGCCCACCACAAACCAGGGCUGUGACAGAAUCACCUGCACUAAAAGUAACGGACAGUUCAUCACCGAUAACUACAGAAUCCAGUGCCCUCCUUUCAACAUUUCCAACUGCCAGCCUGGCACAGUUCAGCUGUCAGUUGAUGGUUGCUGUCCUGUUUGUGUGGACAAGAAUAGAGGAUGUCAAGUAAAGACUGUUCGUGAUUACAUACUUCACAAGGACUGCCAAUCAGAGAGGAAAAUAGACUUGACUUUUUGUGAGGGAGACUGUGCCAGUUAUAGCAGGUACUCUGAGCUUGGAGUGUCCACUUGUAGCUGUUGCCAGGCGACUCACACAAGUAAUCGUACAGUAGCUCUUGGUUGUGUAAAUGGAGACAUAGUAACCCACACGUAUGUCCACGUUGAGCAGUGUACCUGUAGCAAAACUAACUGUCAUAGCAGUGGGGUGAGCCAGCACAUACUCAUUGAAAACGCCCGCCGUAAACGCAGCCUCAGAUUGCCGUGAGCACCAGUGAUUCCAGAGGUCAACAACCCUAGCGUUCUGAAAACAUAAACAUCUCAAGUAUCUGUGAAACUUGAAAUGAAUUUGAAUUGCAUAUGCUGUAUGUUUUACAUUUCUAAACUUUAAACUAUCCCAAGAGCUUUUCAUUUCUUUUAAACUGAUUAUUUGAUAAAUACAGUGUGUAUUCUUCUGCUUGUUGAAAAUUAAAAGCAAUU